UUGAGCGAACACUGUUAGCCAUCGCGUCGCUUACUCACUAGUACAGUAGCUAGCUACUGUAACACCAUUUGGGCUCUUUUGGGACUUUUAAGCGCGCAGGCUUGGCUAUGGAGGCAGCCCGGGUACUUUUGUGUGUCCUCUCCGUGUUCGCCGCUCUCGUCUCGGAGAGGUUUGUGGUGCUGGCUGCCUUCUCCCAGUCUUUGGACAGCGACUUCACAUUCACUCUGCCCGCCGGUCGCAAGGAAUGUUUCUACCAGACCAUGAAGAAAGAUGCCUCUCUGGAGAUUGAAUAUCAGGUAUUAGAUGGUGCAGGUCUCGAUGUAGACUUCUUCAUCUCCUCUCCUUCAGGCAAAGUGCUGUUCAGUGACUACCGCAAGUCAGACGGAGUGCACACUGUCGAAACUGACGACGGAGACUACAUGUUCUGCUUUGACAACACGUUCAGUGCCGUCUCCGAGAAGGUCAUCUUCUUUGAGUUGAUCCUGGACAACAUGGACGCAGAUGAAGAUCCAGACGACUGGAAGGAGUAUGUCCAUGGAACAGACAUGUUGGACAUGAAGUUGGAAGACCUUAUGGACACCAUCAACAACGUGAAGGGUCGCCUAGGAAAAAGUGUGCAGAUCCAGACAGUACUGCGGGCGUUCGAGGCUCGCGACAGAAACCUGCAGGAAAGUAACUUUGACAGGGUGAACUUUUGGUCUGUGGUAAAUCUCAUUGUUAUGAUGUUGGUGUCGGCGGUUCAGGUUUACCUCGUCCGCUCGCUGUUUGAAGAUAAAAGGAAAAUUCAUACAUAACACUACCCCAAAUGGAGGGACGCACAAAGAGAACGGAUUUGUCCACAGAUACCUUCAGGAUUUUUUUUUCACCAGAUCUCCUGGGUUGUGACUUUUAACACAUGGUGUCAUCUACACAUACACAUCUGCACGCACACAUAUGCAAACAGACAGACAUUUUGACAUUUUUAAAAACAAGUCAGCACUGGUUUCCUCUUCAGUCCACUGGAGUUUGUGGGACAUCAGGAGUCCCCAGUUUGGAACAGGAACUUAUAACUGUCAGCCUCUCUACUUUGCAAACUCAGUCUCUUUGCUACAGUUUAAAAAAAAAAUCUUUGUCUCUCUUUAAAACUUGUAUUUUGUUUUCUUGUCCUCCUUAGCUGGUGUAAGCCUCCACAGAAAGUGACAUAACCAGCACGUUUAUGAUGUGACUAUUUUUCUAACUGAGCCUAAAGGUACCAGGCCAGCCGCCCAUUGCAAAAAAGUCCACUUUCCUUUGGACAUGUUUUUAUUUGAGCUAAGCUAGAUGAAGAAAUGGUAUGGUGUCUGAAGAAUUUACUUCUGCCAAACAGGAGUGGGAAGUGCAACCAGUCUGUCAGAGGUCCUUGCCCACAAAAAUCUUCCCCUCCUUUGUGUGUUACUGAGAUGCCUUAGUGGUUUGUAUUUAGCCGCCAGCCUUGUGCCAGCUUGUGAGGCCUUUGAAUAUUUCUCCCCUUGCCUUGGACUUUUAUGUUAUUCAUAGAAAUUCAGUUCUCCCUCUCAUGCCAAUACUAAAAAGUUAGGUGUUUUUCUUGGGCCAUGCUGCUACUGCUGCUCUUUGGCACCAAGAGGAGGGUGGAGUCUGAGAAUAGGAAACAGGCCAUCUCCCAAUCACUUAAUGACUGCUACCCUACUCCCCUCUGCCAUGACUUGUGGGCCUGUAGCCUAAAUGUCAGCCAGCUCUGUCUCACGGCUGCUGGCGGGCGGGUGAGUGUCUGCUUACAGCCACCUACUGCGUGAAGAUGUUGAGCCCACCUGUCUCUGUGGUGACAGAAGUCUAUUCCUGUCGUACCGACACCUGGAAGGUCAUUACCACUACUACAUGGGUGCACUGUUCAGUUUAAUAUGCACGAGCCAUUCGUUGCCUUAUAUGUCAGCAGUCUUCUUAAAUGCUCCCAUCUGUGUAUUUGGUCUGAUAUUCAUACUUUAUUAGCCAUCAUUACAAUCUAAAGUCUGAUCAUUGCACUGCCUCUGGUGCCACAGAACAACUUAUGUUUUGUCUUCAUCCUCUGAGAGCAUAAUUUGACAUUAUGGGCCCCAAAGUUUUUUUUUUUGUUUGUUUGUUUUAGGAUUAUCGGGGGCCCACUACUUGCCCUGAUAGGUGAGUGAAGGAGUGCUGCUCAGGAGGUUUUUGACUCACUGGUUGCUUGUAUAGUAUUAAGACACUGCCAUGGCUCAUGACUAUGGUUGCCAAGAGAACUGCUUUUAUUAUUAUUACUUAUUACUUGGUCGCUCACUACACGAACAGGAAGCUCCGUGUUGUCUGAAUUUGCCCUCUGCUGUAAGAUAAAGAUCAUUCAGUGAAUUCAUGCCUUCAGAAUCUAACAGCCUUAUGUUGGAAGUGCUGUAAAACAAAACUUUAAGGGGUCUGCUUUGUUUGUUUUAAAAUGAUACAGUUUUGCCAUACAGUAUGUUUUUAUGUGUUGUGGGUCCCUGCAGUAACAAUCGGGAUGGUUGUAAGAAACGGCCAUCCACUGUCUCAGUUUACGUGCUUGUCUCCAUCCUUAAUUCCUCUGCCUACCUGAUGUCCCUUUGUGUCCAAAGUUUAAUUAACGUACCGUAUGUUGAGAUUCUGUCUUGUCAGUGAUGGAUGAGUAAUAUGAACUUGCAGUUAAAACCAGUUUGAUAUAUUUUAAAGUACUUCAAAGUUCUAUAAAAAUAAAGGAUUAUAAAUAUUUUAAAGGUAUUUCAAAGUAACUGAGUUGGAGAUCGUUAAAGGGUGAAAAUGUAGGAUUUUCCUAUAAAACAAUGUAUCAAUUCAUGCAAAAAUAAUCCCUCUCAAUCAUCACGUAUGACCCGCUAGAAGUGUGUGACGGAGACCCUGCCCGCCGCCUGUAUUUUCUUACUUUACUGUGUUCGGAGGGGUUCCGGACAUCCACCUUUGGGCAGUGGGUGUGUGGCCCCCCAGCCAAUAACAGCACAGGGUUGUGUUGUGUUUACAAACUGCAACUGACAAAUCCUACUCAUUCUGACUAUAAAGUUUCUGAGUGAGGAGCGACACUGUCUUUGAAAAAGAGUUUUUACUACCCUGAUGGAGCAGUGGGGGAAGAGGGGAAGUGAUGUUAUAAGAUAUUUAUUCAACUAAUGUUCUGUAGUUGUAAAUGUGUAUAAAUUAAA
This is a messenger RNA of Chelmon rostratus (copperband butterflyfish), 3149 nucleotides long. RefSeq names its product transmembrane p24 trafficking protein 5 (gene tmed5). Gene Ontology annotation, cellular component: endoplasmic reticulum; endoplasmic reticulum-Golgi intermediate compartment; Golgi apparatus. The record is from RefSeq and is a predicted model, not a curated record. NCBI's taxonomy places the organism in Eukaryota, Metazoa, Chordata, Actinopteri, Chaetodontiformes, Chaetodontidae. The transcript has 4 exons. The coding region runs from base 108 to 794 and encodes 228 amino acids. Gene Ontology annotation, biological process: Golgi organization; intracellular protein transport; endoplasmic reticulum to Golgi vesicle-mediated transport.